AGGCCUGCGAGGGGACCCGCGUCAUGGAGGCCGCCCGGGACUACGCAGGAGCCCUCAUCAGGUGAGUGCCCCCGCGUCCGCCUGAGCCCCGCGUCCCCCAGAGAACCGCAUUCCCGUGCGCUUCCAGUUGCCUUGCGCUCCGCGCCCUCAGGUCCCCUGUGCGCCUCUCCUACUGUACCCCGCUCCCCUCGUCCCCCUGCUGCCCGCGUUCUCUUGCGCUCCACCAUCCCGCGAACACACUCAUUCGCCCCACUGGUGCCGGAGCCGUCCAGCCGCGCCCGCAGGUAGAGCCCAAGCCCAUACCGCGCCUCCUCCCCCUCUUGCAGCUAGGCGCAAGUGCCAGGCGUGGCUCUCCGAGGUGCGCGGGCGUCCGCACAGCAGGUGACAGCGGCGAGUGGCUGCAUCUCUGGCCGCUGCUGCAGUCGCUGGCGCAGAAGAGGGUUAGGUCCCAGGAACCCGGAGCAACGCCUCCACGGUGGUCAGGGAUUCGGCUUCUGGGGGUUCUGGAAAUCGCAGCGGGAUCCGGGCGCGGAGGGGCCCAGGCUUGGCCGCUCCUGGGAGCGUGGGCUCUGGUCUCCGAGGGGAGGCUCGGACCCGGCCGGCGGAGCCCGCCAGGCCCCUGACAUUUAUGGGUUCGCAGACUAAGCGAGUCCUGCUCACCCCGCUCAUGCAUCCAGCUCGCCCUUUCCGGGUCUCCAAUCAUGACAGGAGCAGCCGGCGUGGGGUGAUGGCGAGCAGCCUGCAGGAGCUCAUCAGCAAGACUCUGGAUGCCCUACUCAUCACCACCGGACUGGUCACCCUGGUGCUGGAGGAAGAUGGCACCGUGGUGGACACAGAAGAGUUCUUUCAGACCUUGGGAGACAACACACAUUUCAUGAUCUUGGAAAAAGGACAGAAGUGGAUGCCGGGCAGCCAGCAUGUUCCCACUUGCUCGCCACCAAAGAGGUCGGGAAUAGCGAGAGUCACCUUUGACUUAUACAAGCUGAAACCCAAGGACUUCAUCGGGUGCCUCAACGUGAAGGCCACCAUGUACGAGAUGUACUCCGUGUCCUAUGACAUCCGGUGCACAGGACUCAAGGCCCUGCUGAGGAGCCUGCUGCGGUUCCUGUCCUACUCUGCCCAGGUAACAGGACAGUUUCUCAUCUAUGUAGGCACGUCCCUGCUCCGGGUGCUGGAUGACACAGAAGAGCGGCCAUCCCUCAGGUCACACGCCAGGGGCCAGCUCACAUGUGGAUAGGGAUGCAGGCUGCCGCGGGCUCUUGAGCCAAACACUGCGCUUCUUUUGGCUCAGUGACGAAUGUUGAAGAUGCUUUUAUGUUCUGAGCCAUGUGCACUUGUAGGUCACUAGUCACCCUGCUGAGGAGUGGUGCCCAGGAAAGGAAAAGGCUUGGUGGUACAUGAAGUGUGGACAGUAAGCCAGGGUGCCCUGGGAGGGAGGCGUGGAGGGCCCCAGGGGACAUGCAAAGCGACCAAGCAGCAGGUGUGCCCAGGAGCAGAGUGCAUGUGUCAGAGCCCUUUGGUCUGUCAACUCCUGCAAUAAAUCCAUCGCAAGACUGGCCUUCAAGAUGUGA
This is a messenger RNA of Sapajus apella (tufted capuchin), 1571 nucleotides long. It is a transcript of the gene CIDEA, whose product is annotated as cell death inducing DFFA like effector a. Gene Ontology annotation, biological process: apoptotic process; lipid storage; regulation of apoptotic process. Bases 629 to 1237 code for a protein of 202 amino acids. The transcript has 5 exons. Gene Ontology annotation, cellular component: lipid droplet. The record is from RefSeq and is a predicted model, not a curated record. NCBI's taxonomy places the organism in Eukaryota, Metazoa, Chordata, Mammalia, Primates, Cebidae.